AUGAGCUACCGCAGCACCAGCCCCGUGGUCCUGCAGCACCCCUGUGAGGGGCAUGGCCCUGGUGGUGGGGAGCCGAAGGCAGCUGUGUACCUGGGGAAGGACAUUUUCAUCAGCCUGGAUGCUUUUGAGAGCAGCCUCUCCCUGCUCUCCAUCCCAGAAGAGCUCGAGGCCAAGGAAGCCCUUCUCAGUGCCAUUGUCAGCGCCAUCGCCUUUGUGCACAAGGAUGGGGUCUUGAUGGUGGUCAACGGCCAGGUCUACCUGUAUUUCAAGAGCUUCAACAGGUGGGUCCCGUCAGCAGGAGUCACAUCCCCCAUGUCCAAACUCUCAAACACCCUUUGCUGCUACACGGGAGCAGACCCCCAGUUCAAGGAGCUCAGCUCGACCCUUUUUGCUUACGACACCAGGUGCCCAGUCUCUGACAGCCAUAUCUUCCUUUCGCAGGACGGGGGCUACAAAUUUACAAGCAUUGAGACCAGUACAAGAGAGCAAGGAGUGCUGCUCAGGGGCUACAAUUUCAUCUCCUUUGCCGUGACUGGCCUGUUGAUCAACAGAGGUGGAGAAGAUGGGGCAGGGAAGGCCGCAGGAGCCUAUUUCAGAUACAAUGGUACUGAAAACAGCCAUGUGUCCAACCAUAGCUCUGCCACCUUCCACCUGCUGCCCAAAGGCCCUGCUAAGCUUUGGAGUAUCCAGAAUCUUGCCUUGAGGGGUUUCUUCAUCCUCUGGACAACAGAUACUUUGCUUAUAUCUGCCAACAAUGGCUUGACCAUGGAAGAAGUGAGUGUCAUGCCCUUGGAGACCUUUCAAAGCACUACCUUCCCUGGCAGCGGUUUCUUACAUGUGACUGCUAGCAGCUCCCAGAUCGCAGUCGUGACCCAGGACAAACACCUCUUCUAUGGCAGCAUCAGCCGGGUCACUAGCAUGGUGCACAUUGCCAAGGAUGAGAGCAUAGAUUUGAAAAACACAGGGAUGCUGUUUGAAGAAAGAGGGUGGCUGACCUUACUCAACUCUGUGAUUAGCAAUUUCACUCAGCUGUAUGACCUCAAUAAAUGCAAGCUCAACUUGCAGUUAGCAGUCUGGAGAUCUCAGCAGUCCUGCACUGUGGAGAUCCUCAUGGGAGACUUCCAGAACAAGAUCUAUUACAUUGACAUGCAUGAAAGUCUGACUUUGAAGGCCAUAUUUGUGCACAAGCCAGGCAAAAGGUCCACUCCCUUGGUGACAGUGAGCAACACCCAUGUGCUGGCUUUCAGUGCAUAUGUAAUCAAAGUGGGAUUUACAUAUGAUGGAAACACCGAAUACCUCUUGCGUACAGUUCUGGAGCAGCAGUAUUUCCCUGACUUUGCAGACACUGGCUUCUGUGAUGGCGUACAGGACAGAGGGAUGUCUGCUGUCACUGUGGACAUCCCUGACAACCCAAUCAGUUGUAUUGAUGCGGCUCCCCUGACUGCACUUGUUGCAGUGUCCUGCCCAGCUACAAAGCACAUCAGAAUUGUAAAAAAUGUAACAGCAUGUGACAGAGGCCUCAUUCAGGAAGCAGAACUGAGAAAUAAUUUCAGUUAUACAAUCAGCCAUAACAUAUACGACUCGCACCUUCUUGCCAGAAAAGAUAUACAGCAAGACGAUCUACAGAUCAAAUAUAACUUUACGAAUCUGGGAUGUCCUCUUCUGGUAUAUUAUAAAAAUUCUUGGGUGCCAAUUUUUGAGUUAUGGGAAAACAAUACAUUUCAGGAGCAUGUCCCUGCUGAAUUUGUUCCAUUUGAAAUAAAUGGAAUGCGUAACUAUGAUUAUCAUUUGACUGUGCAUGAUGCCAUCUGCAUCUCUCAACCUCAAAUUUGGACUUCUUUGCUGGAGGAACUGGAGUCUCCAGAUCCAAAUACUGCAUGGACCAGAAGAAACUACAUGAGCUGUAAGGAUAGGAAUGGACCUAAAUUAAAGUGGCCCUCAGUCAAAUAUCAGGUUCUUGAUGGAAAUAAAAAUAAGAUCAUUUUCCCUCCCCGUAAUGGUCUAUAUAUCUUUAAAGCCAUUGUAGUGGAUACAUUUUACAGCUACUGUGAUUUAUCCGUAACCUUCUCAGUAUAUGUCCAUGGUGCUUUUCCUAGGAACUACCUACAUUUUUGGGCAUCACUGACAGUCUUUCUGAUUUUUACUUUUGAUUUUUACAAGAUACUCCUAUUUCAUUUAUCACUCUGA
This is a messenger RNA of Gymnogyps californianus (California condor), 2187 nucleotides long. RefSeq names its product cation channel sperm associated auxiliary subunit delta (gene CATSPERD). Gene Ontology annotation, cellular component: sperm principal piece; CatSper complex. Lineage: Eukaryota; Metazoa; Chordata; Aves; Accipitriformes; Cathartidae. Gene Ontology annotation, biological process: flagellated sperm motility; sperm capacitation. The transcript has a single exon. The record is from RefSeq and is a predicted model, not a curated record. Bases 1 to 2187 code for a protein of 728 amino acids.